GCGAGGGGCGCCGGCCCGGCCUCCGGGGCCCGCCCCGCCCCGCCCCGCGGACGGCGCUUCCUGGUCGGCGCAGCCAUGGCCGAGGAGCAGCCGCAGGUCGAGCUGUUCGUGAAGGCUGGCAGUGAUGGAGCCAAGAUCGGGAACUGCCCCUUCUCCCAGAGACUGUUCAUGGUGCUCUGGCUCAAGGGCGUCACCUUCAACGUCACCACCGUUGACACCAAGAGGCGAACCGAGACAGUACAGAAGCUGUGCCCAGGGGGGCAGCUCCCUUUCCUGCUGUAUGGCACCGAGGUGCACACGGACACCAACAAGAUCGAGGAGUUUCUGGAGGCAGUGCUGUGUCCUCCCAGGUACCCCAAGCUGGCAGCUCUGAACCCCGAAUCAAACACAGCUGGCCUGGACAUAUUUGCCAAGUUUUCUGCCUACAUCAAGAACUCAAACCCAGCGCUCAAUGACAACCUGGAGAAGGGGCUCCUGAAGGCCCUGAAAGUGUUAGACAACUACCUGGCAGCCCCGCUCCCCGAGGAAGUGGAUGAGACCAGUGCUGAGGACGAGGGUGUCUCUCAGAGGAAGUUUCUGGAUGGAAACGAGCUCACUCUGGCUGACUGCAACCUGCUGCCCAAGCUCCACAUCGUGCAGGUGGUGUGUAAGAAGUACCGCGGAUUCUCCAUCCCCGAGGCCUUCCGUGGCGUGCACCGGUACUUGCGCAAUGCCUAUGCGCGCGAAGAGUUCGCCUCCACCUGUCCCGACGACGAGGAGAUUGAGCUGGCCUAUGAGCAAGUGGCCAAGGCCCUCAAAUAAGCUCCUUCGGGCUCCCUCUGCCCCCCCCCCCCCCCAAAGGCCCCGGUGGUUUCCCUUGGCUACCCAAGGGACACACUCCGUCCAGUGGGCAGUGAACGCUGGAGACUUGCGCAGGCCUGCCUGGGGUGCAGGGAAGGAUGGGGAUCUGGGUGAGGUUUUUAUCGUGGGGUGGGGUGGGGUGGGGUGGGAUAGAUUGGCAGGACAUGUAUUUCAGUAAUAAAAUACAGAAUGAAAA
This is a messenger RNA of Pipistrellus kuhlii (Kuhl's pipistrelle), 1036 nucleotides long. It is a transcript of the gene CLIC1, whose product is annotated as chloride intracellular channel 1. The transcript is spliced from 6 exons. Bases 76 to 801 code for a protein of 241 amino acids. The record is from RefSeq and is a predicted model, not a curated record. Lineage: Eukaryota; Metazoa; Chordata; Mammalia; Chiroptera; Vespertilionidae.